GAGACCAAUGCCCCUCCCCUUGCCCUGAUUUGUCUGUCAAGCUUGGGCAGGGAAGACAGAAGCUUUGGAAGACUGUCCAGCUUUGAUACUUUCUUUGAUGAGCCAGUAAAAGCAAAGCUAAAUAUUCACGUGGCUCAAAGGUAAAAGAGCAAGCACAACAGCCAGCAUGGCCCUCCAGCUCUUCCAGGACAGUGUUCUCCUGCUCAUUGUGAGGAUGAAGAUACCUAUUCAGAUGAGCUUUUCUGUCUCAGGAAACAAAAGAUGAUUGCAGACUCUCGAAAGGAAGGAAGCAAGUGGAAGAUGUAACUCAGGACCUCUAGUGUGUCUCUCGGGAAUUGCUUAAUAUGUUACUGCCUUUUGAAGAGUAGCUGAAUUAACAACCCUUUCAUUUUUUCAGUUCAAAAUGCCUAAUUCUUUUGACGGUUUUCUUCUAAGAUGAAAGAUGAAAUAAGGGAAAACAUUAUCAUUCUUACUGCCAGCUGGGCCAGGGGGCCUGGAGCUGUGGCAGCUUCCCAUCUGUCAGCCCAGCCUAUCAGUGAGCCUUGGGGGAAAACUCUGAGAUCUCCUCCUUAAGGGUAAAACAGACCACAGAAGAGUUAUGACAAUGGAGAAAAGGCUGAGGUAUGCUGCCCACAUGGAAGAGAACCAAGGGAACAAGGAAAAGUUUCCUACUGAAGAGUGUUUAACAUACACUGGGAAACAGUAAGUACUGGCUUAGCAGGGGUUUGUGCUGGAUUUGGAAACUAAUGUCAUGCAACAGAGCAUCAGGCAAAGGUUAUCCCUGUCCCAAAUGUUAGAGAAAAAUGCCUGUUGCAAAGUGAGGAAGGCACUUGGCAUUAUCCAGCCUACAUGUAGGCUUAGUGCCUAAGAUCUGGACUAGAAUUGCAUCCAAGUCAGUGGCGACUGUGCGCAUCAGAUGGCUCUGUAGUUUUAGGGGAUUUAAGGCAUCUCAGGCCAUUCCUUUUCAAUAGUCUACACUAGUACAGGAAGGUCCUCCAGGACCAAUUCUUUGCAGACAAUUCUUAGAGGAAUCCUUCCUUCUCAGGCUUGUCAUCCCUUGCCGAGUCAGACUCAUGUUGCUCCUUUACAGCUCUCACCCACAAACAGUCCAGUCAAAUUCUAUUUCUAAUGGAAGCAGCUUGUCUGCUUAUUUGGUGAAAGUUCCUUUUCCUCAUCCAUUCCAUUUCACUGUGCCAGCCUUGCUGGCUGCCACCUCUAAACUUCUUCCCAAGUUUUUCAGACCAUCUGACUUUCCACAUCACUACCUUUAUACUUUUUGCAGUCCUUUCUUGUCUUCCUUUUUGUUUCCCAAACUCUCCAUUCCAUAUUUUUAUAGCAAAGACUCAGCUUCUAGUAUUAGAGAUGUUAAAAUUGCCCAGUUUGUAUAGGCUUGGGGUACACAUACCCUCUAGGGAAGGUUCUUCAGCUCUUCUGAUCUCUUGCAGAUCAUGUGCUGGAUGAGAUGGAUUAAAUAAAUAUUUUCAAAUCUGAUGUCCCACUUUGCUUUGUCCUUUCAAGGCCCUUCCUUCCUGGUCCAGCCAUUUGCUGAAGUUUACUGGGACACAGUCUGUUUCCCACCUCAAAGCCUGAGGCUUUAUAUCCACAUCUGGCUCAAUGUGGAACCCUUGUUCUUAGGAUUUCCCUACGCUUCUUCCUAGCACCAUGCUAUUUUCUUACUUUUUUAUUCCCUCAGUGCCUCUGGCCACAGUCAUCCAGAAUUUCUUCCCAGUUCCUGAACUCAGGCCCUCUGAAAGAAGUUAUAACUUUCUUUCUUCACCCCUGCCAAAACUUAACAAAAACCAGAAUGGCUGCAGGGUAGCGAAGAAAGAGAGGACAUGAAAGCUCUGCAGAAUUGGACACUGUGGGACACUGGAUGUUGUAGCAAAAUGUGAGAAACCCCAUGUGAAAUAUUUUUGUAGAGUACUAGAACAGUGUUCUCCAAAAAUUCUUCUUUGUACCUCCCUAUCAGGGACGUAUUUUUAAACACAUACACCCAGUAUAUGUAUAUUUAGUAGCUGAUAAUUAGAUAUGUAACACUAAAGUUCUAAUGCUUCCACCUCACACCUCAGUGCAUCAUCUUGCACCCCACUCUGAAGACCCCUGCACAGGAACAUCGUAAGCCAGCAGACUGUCACUGAAUAUGGAUUUCAGAUGCAAAGUCUAGAAGAUUCACAGCCCUUCACCAAAUACUCUCCUGAUCCCCAGCAAGGAGUUGAUGUUCCAAGUCCUAGGUGUGCCCUGUCCAGGAACACUUCACUGGCAGAAGACACUUGGGAAGAGAGGAGCUGUUGCUUCUCCACCACAAAGCCCUGUGAGAUCACAGAAUCACAGAUUAUUCAGAGGUGGAAGGGACCCACAAGGAUCAUCAAGUCCAACUCAUAAGUGAAUGGCUCAUACAGGGAACAAACCAAUGACUGAGAUGUAAAAUGACUAAGUUCAGAAACUUCAUGUUUUAUGCUCAUGGGAAGCUUUAUGUCUGUCAGCCCAUAGUCUCAACAGGUCUCUCUUUCCCAGCAUCUUGCAUCAGCCCGGACAAAUAGAUUUCCUUUAUCUAAGUCCUGUGAUGAUACAGUUGACCAAAAUAUUUGAACUAGGAACAUGAAGUUCCAGAAAAACAAGCUGCCAUUUCUUCUCCAUUGAUAAUAUCUAAUACAGCUACCCUUCAAUCACCAGCCCUCCCUGUUCCUGUGCCCCCAGGAGCCACCAGCUUUCUACUGCAGCAUUACUGCAUGAAAUGAGAAACUUGUUUGCAGCAAUGGGUGUACACCCUUGAGUGUAUUCUUUGAAGCAAACCAUGAAAAACCUGUCAAUGGGUCUGUGGGAUGGUCAGCACCACUGAGCAGAAGGAGUUAUUUCUGUUUCAGACAGGAAUUUCUUCUCCUAAAGAAAGAAAGAAAGGAGGGUCAUCAGAGGGUGUUCUAAUUUCAGCUGUACUUCAAAGGGGUCUGUACAUCCUCCACAGUUCUCAUUAAAGACCUGAAGGGCUGCUCUGAGACUGCUUGCUGGGUGAACUCUGAAUCAUGAGUCAGAAACACCAUUUGCCUUCAUUUGACAUCAGUUCGCCCGAUGAACAAUAUGUUAAUUCUGGGCUUUAUGAGAGCCUCUAGAAGGGGUGUCAGAGAGAAUGAGAGGGGCUUGCAUGAGGUAUGUUCACUAGAUACCUGCCGUCAAAGACUUAGGAACACAAGAGUCACAGGAGCUAUGAUCCAGAUCUUUGGCUGUGAGCUUUAGGAGUAGCCUAGGAAGAGGUCAGGAGUCUCCUCUUGCUGAUUUAAGCAAGUAGCUUAGGGAACCUCAGAGAUCACAUUCUGUUGCAAUUCAAAUUUAUUUUAUUGAUUCCUUGUUAAGUAGUUUGUUCUGUUGUACCCCAUGCUCUCCCUGAGUUGGUUUAUACCCAGGAUUUUACCUGCCCUCAAAGCUGUCCCUCAUACCAUUCCCCACCUCUUGCUCCAGCUCUUUCCCUGCCUGUCAAGGCAACCCAGUCCCUUUUGUUCCUGAGCCUUCUCUGCCACUUGAACGUUGGGCCAAUCCCUGACUGCAACACCCUUUUGGAAUUCCUCUACUCCUCGAAGCCCCAUUGGCCCAUGUGACCCAUCCUCUCCACCCUCCUACCCCAUUUGGGCUUAGACACUUGAUGUAAUCCCUUCACUCAUCCCCUGAGUACUCCCUACUUGUUAGCUGUUUGUAUCUGUCCCCUGACUUGCAUCUGUAUAAAACCCCUUGCACAGGAGUGCACAGGACUCUUUGUUUCUGAUCUGUUUACUUGGAAUAAACCCUUCCUUGUAAGGGUUUGCAACCUCAAGACGGACAGCCUCCUCCUUUCUCUUCUGCCUGGUCCCUGUCAUGGCUUGUGUCUGGCACGAUAGAGCAAGUGGCUCUGAAGGCUCUGUCUCUGGUAAAUCCCCAUACCGAGGCAGUUCCCCACUCCUGGCAUGGUGCUGGAAUUCUAAGAGCUAGCCCAGGCUUUGGUAGUAGCCACGACAAUGUUCUUCUGGGGGAUUAUCAGCCAGCCCUAUACGAUGUACUUCCAUUUGUUAAGAAUCAUUUAUAUGUCGCCCUUGAGCCAAGAAUGACACAAGAACAGACGAGAGACCCAACUUUUGACCCAAGGGACAAAAAGAAGGCUUUAUUACGAAGGAUUCUUCAGUUUUUAUAGACUGGUACAAUACAUUGCAUUUGAUUGGCUAGUUAAUGAAAAACAUCUUUCUCACACACCAUCCUCGAGAAGAGCAAGAAAACAAAGUGGGAAAACACCAGCUGCAGACUGUUUAUACUAACAAGUUAUCACAUUUCUACAAGUCCCUAAAAUUCUCACAAGCCACUCUGAGAAACGACUGCCAUUUGUCUCUCCCUGGCCAGGCUGACAUCCACAUAUAUAUGUUAAAGAUCAGAGAUGAUUAAAUAAGUAAGAAAGAAAAACAAUAAGAAGUACCAAGACAAAGGCAGGUAUGGUCAAGCUUCCUGAUUCAAAUGCUCACUUGCUAAUUCACCUAAAAUUUGUGUGGUCAUUAAACUGAAUGAAAAACCCCAUGAAGGGAAGGAAAGGGAAGCAGUCACAGCCUAAGUGUUACCUUACAGGAUAUGAAAGCUAUCGAUCAGGAAAAACAUUGUUCUAAAACCUGGGUCUGCUUCUAUGCCAAUGGCAUGUUUUGGACAAAGAAAAGAGAGAUCCACAGAUCAAAUUACAUUCUCUAGUAAAUCGGGAAUUUUUCAUGCUCCACUUCGUUAUGAUCAGAUUGGACAGCUUUGGUAAUUUUUGACCCUCUUAGUCCUUUGGACUUUUUGCUUUCCCACAGGAAGCUUCUGAUCCUUCUUUCUUUCACAGGAUACAGCAUGCUUGUAAGAAAGCUGUGCAUUAAUACCAGUUUAAAGGCCAAGAGAAUUCAUGCACCAACUUGGAGGAGACCCUGGCCUUGGACUUGUACUUCAACACGAAGAAAAAUUUCCCUCUGGAGAGUGACACUGUGCAUAUCAGUUCUUCAGGGCCCACCAAAAAAAAAAAAUUAAUCAAGAAAUGGAGAGGAAGAGUAUUCCUUUUUAUUGUCUCAAGCUGUUCCAGCAUCUCCAAACAUAUGCCUGCUCUUUAAUGUCUCUGGAGAGAAUCCUGUGUGUUUCAGGAGCUAACGUGAUGAAGUUGGCCGCUGCUUGGAGAAUUAACAUGAUUAUUCAGCAAAGCAUUCAGCUUUAGUAAACUUUGUGUCAUGACAGAUAUCCCCACUCCAGCAGAGAGGGAUUUCGGAAGAUCUCACUAUUUGUGUUCACAGCAUUAUUGCUCAUCUACAUUAUACUCAUAAACAUCAGCAUUGUACUGAAAUUCUUGUGUGGCAAACAUGAGUCUGUAGAACAUUCCAAAGAUGAAUAAAAGCAUGGUUUGGUACUUAGGCAGAUAUUUUAAUACAGGUUAGCAGAGAGAAAUUUAAAAAGGGAGACGCUGAGCAUUCCCACAUUUGAACUAUUUAACUUGGGAAGCAGUGGGGGGCACAGGAUCAUUUUUCUAUCCUCCCUUUUGAAAUUACAAUGGAGGAAUUUGAUUUAGGAAAACACUGUAUUGCAUGUGAUAAAAACACACAUUAUGCAAGAAAAGGAAUUUGCUAAAAUAAAUUUAACAAAGUUAACCACAGGGUCUGCUGGAGUUUUGGGGUUUUUUUUCCCCAAAAAGUGCAAUGUAUGUCUCUGUCCACUCCCUAAAAUAUGCAACUUUGGGUAAAAACAUGCAUUUUAAAGAAAGAUACCAUCAGCACAGAGAAAUCUGAAAGAGGUUUCAGGGUUGUUAUUCCUGUUGUACAGGUGCUGUGUAUGAGACAGACAAACAACUACACAUCUUCCAAAGCCAAAAGGUAUUUUUCAAUUGAAGGCUACCUAACAGAAUAAUUAAAAUAGCUCUCUAUCUUAGCAGAGGUUUAUGAUUAACGGGUGUGACAUUUGUACAUUCUAUCAAUGCCUGCUCAUGCCCACAUUUGGAACUUCAAAUUUUCCACUGUGUACUUUUUUGUCUGGAGAAAACCUUGGACUAGAGAUAAGAACAUCACCAAAAACAUAUUUCUAGCAGCUCCCACAUCCAGUCAGCCUGUCUGGGUUUGAGGUUGAAUCAGGACCAUGAAGUGCCUGCUGUUCCUCGCCUUUAUUGGGGUGGCUGUUGCCUUCCCCACCUUUGCUGAAGAUGAUGAUGACAAGAUUGUGGGAGGCUUCACCUGUGCAAAGAACUCUGUGCCCUAUCAAGUGUCCCUGAAUUCUGGAUAUCACUUCUGUGGAGGUUCCCUCAUCAGCAGCCAGUGGGUCGUGUCGGCUGCUCACUGCUACAAAUCUCGCAUCCAAGUGCAGCUUGGGAAACACAACCUGGAGCUCACCGAAUCCACACAGCAGUUCAUCAACUCUGCUAAAGUCAUCCGCCACUCCGGCUACAGCGCCUACACCCUGGACAAUGACAUCAUGCUCAUCAAGCUGGCCACCCCAGCCAAGCUCAACAAUGCUGUCCAAACCAUUCCUCUGCCUACCAGCUGCGUGGCCGCCGGCACCAGCUGCCUGAUCUCUGGCUGGGGCAACACUCUCAGCAGUGGCUCUAACUACCCAGACCAACUGCAGUGCCUGAACGCUCCGGUCCUCUCUGACAAGCAGUGCUCUGAUGCCUACCCUGGGCAAAUUACCAAGAACAUGAUGUGUGUAGGAUUCGUGGAGGGAGGAAAAGACUCCUGCCAGAGUCCCAGAAGGAGGCUAUGGUGUCCCAAAUCCCAAGAAGAAAAGAAGUUUGGGGAGAGGAAGGAGGGAAGUGAGGAGGGAAGGCAGAAAAGCUACAGGAAGAAAGGACAUAGCUGGGAGGGAAGCCAGAACACAAGCCAGAAAGGGAGGAAAGCAGGGAAGAAAGCAAGAGAGAAGGAAGGAAGAUAAAAAGGCAAAAAUUUAUGAAAGAAUGAACACUAAAAUGAAGACAGGAAAUUAAAGUAGCAGGAGGGCAGAAAGAAAGGCUCGGGAAGUGAUUGUGGGCAUGAGUGCUGCUGCCUGGGGCUCUUUGCCUACAGUCCCGGGAUACUGGGAAGAUUGGAUUACAUCAUAAACAUUAGAGUGCUCAGACGACAGGGUAGAGGUGUAACAUGGGGUCCCAGCUGCAGAGCUGUGUGCCCAUUCCCUUUCAGACCAGUGGGACCAAGGACCAGUUUGCCUUGUAUUUCCAGCUUGUGGAGAAGGAAAGGGCUGCAUGAACUAUUCCACAUCCUGGUUCUCAAACCAUGAGUUGACAUAGCAGACAGAAAGGAAGGAGAGAUGGAUGCAGAAUGGAAUAGGGAAUAUGAAAAGAAUUGGUGUAACAAGAGACAAAGGAGAGGGGACAAACAGAAAGAUGUGGAAGGAGGAAACUGAGAAGCAGUCUGUAAAUGGCAGAGAUAUGAGUGGAGACAGUGAGAUCCAGAAGAAACAAGAAUCAGGUGGUGAUUCAGAGAUGGGAAAGAAUAGAAGAACAGUUAUAGACCAUGCAAAAGACAGACACAUGGACAGAGAGACAUAGACCAUCUUUCCUGAAGAGCUGCAGGGCCUGUAAGAAAAUGGGGUUCUCUCAAACACAGGGCUCAAUGUGUGCUGGUGGCAGAUCCCUGUUUGCCUGGAAAGGUUUGUGCUAUGCUGCACCAGCCUUUGAGUCACUGUGGAUCUUGUUCAGCACAGAAAUGUGUGCCUGUGUCAUUGAGUUGGGCAUGCUCUACCUUCACUGAUAAAUGGUUGUUCCUAGUCCCAUUACUCUGGAAGCGAUUUUUGAAUUCCUUCUCAAUGUCUGCUUUGCCACCUUCCACUGAAUAUACAACCAACUGCAUACUGGCAUCCUUUUCCUUGGGUAACUUGUACCAGUACAUGUUUACGAAAUCUUUUCCUGAUGCAGAACAUUUCAGAGUCACGGUGUCUCCCACCCGGACAACUGAAUCUGGUGAUUGCUCAAGGGCCCAGCCUGGAAAGAGAGGAGAUGAAAGGUGAGAAGUGAAAUGUAUUGAAGAGGACAAAAAUACUCAUCCUUGAAAUAUGUCAUGGGAAGGAAUGCCACCGGGAUAUCAGAAAGCUAUGGGCCAGUGCCCUGCAUCUCUGAAAAAAGGCACAUAGGAUCCAAAAUUCCCCAAACAAACCAACUUCAAAUGCAGCAGUAAAUCUGUUUUGAGAAAUAAUGACUGCGGUACUCUCAAUUGACGCAUUAAAAUGGGGCUGAAAAAAAAUUUGUAGCUUUGCGGAGUUUCCAGAUUGAAUAGCUGGUGGAAAAGCUCACCUGGUUCAUUGCUCACCCCCACACUGGAAGCCUUGGGAAGAGGCACUGCCAAGCAACCGGGAGCACAGCUGAGGAUGCAGCAGCAGCUCCCAUGCAGCUGCUCAAGAGGAAGGGAAGGCCACUUACCCACAGGGAGCAGCAUGGCCACAAGGAAGCGAUGGAAAUCCAUGGAGAAUGGCCCCCUCCUUCCAGCCACCUGUCCCUGAUGAAAGCACAGACACAGAGAUAUGUAAACAGGAGAGCUGGAGAGGAAGAGAUCAGUCUCUCUGUGGGUGGGCAGGGGAGUGAGCAGGAGUCUGCAGUGUCACAAUGCUGUUGGCUGUCCAGGAAUGGUGGGGAAUGACACCUGCAGGCAGUCCUGAGCUGCUUGUACUCUGCUCCUCUGGCUUCCUGCUGUGUGAGUGUGGGUGUGCAAGAGUAGGUGGGACUUCAGUAGCUGGCAGAGUUCAGAGCUGUCAUGGAGCAGGAUGGGGCUGUGUGGCAGCCUGAGUGUGUGCACAGGAAUGCAAAAAAUGGCAGAAAUUGAUGGGAAGAGAGGGAGAUGUCAGAAGUGCAUGUUUGUGUCUGUGUGUGGAGGAUUUUGUGGACAGUUGCUAGCUGACAAAGGUCACACUGAUAUAAUACCGUUAGUUAAGCAAGAAGGAGACGAGGAUAGGAGUCAGCAGUCAGUGUCCAAACCUGGCAAGGGCACUGUGCCCUUGGUGCAACCUCAGGAUGGGGGAGAGGAUCGUUAGUUAGAAAUAUGAAGAAAAGAUUAGAACAGCUGCAACCUAGUAGUCACAAGAAUGCUAAGGUAGGCAUAGUUAGCUGAUAAGUAACUAACCAGUAAUGUGCUUACCUUUGCAAUAUAUAUUAGCCUCAUUAACACAAAUAUAAAUGUAUGUGCCUAUCAAUAAAGUUCUGAUCACUCAUAUUGAGUGCCGCAUUUCUUCUGCUGAUUACCACAUCUGUGUCCACUGUUUGUCUCCUCCCUAGCCUGCCUCACACUCACAGACUCCCAGCCCAGGAAGCUGCAAUGUGCGAUCUCUGCUUCUCCCAGUCAGGCCUAUGUGCUGUCCAGAUACGGGAAAAGCUGCUGACCUGCCAAGCUGGUGUUUCUUGGAGCCUGGCAGAGAAUAGUUCUGUAGCUGUUCCUCUCUAACACCAAAGGGGGAUCUCAAGGAGAGAACAGGCUGCCUUUGCUUCUGCACUGGGAUUGUCCUUUGGGAAGGACACUUUGCAAAGAUUUUUGAGGAGAAGGGUGUGCCCCACAGGAUGUGCUGAUGCACACUGACCUUCUCCAUGCCAGAGAAAAAUGCAUGCUCUCU
Passer domesticus (house sparrow) is the source of this 9546-nucleotide messenger RNA. RefSeq names its product trypsin-like. NCBI's taxonomy places the organism in Eukaryota, Metazoa, Chordata, Aves, Passeriformes, Passeridae. Bases 6097 to 6885 code for a protein of 262 amino acids. The transcript has 7 exons. The record is from RefSeq and is a predicted model, not a curated record. Gene Ontology annotation, biological process: proteolysis. Gene Ontology annotation, molecular function: serine-type endopeptidase activity.